Messenger RNA from Linum tenue, 213 nucleotides. The record is from the annotation of a GenBank genome assembly. NCBI's taxonomy places the organism in Eukaryota, Viridiplantae, Streptophyta, Magnoliopsida, Malpighiales, Linaceae.
AUGCUGACCGAUUCGAGAGGGGCGGCAAUGGUGGACAAGGCAUUGUCGAUACUGUCGGUGCUAUCGAGCAACACUGAAGCGAAAGCGGCGAUCGUGAAGGUGAGCACGAUCCCGGUGCUGAUCGAUCUGUUGAGGACCGGGCAGCCGAGGGGGAAGGAGAACGCGGCGGCGAUAUUGCUGUCGCUGUUUUUGGAGAAGAAGGAAAGGCUGUGA